AUGAUGCCCUCAUCGUCCUCUGCCGGCAGCUUCGGUAGCCCCGCUACCACUUGUGGCUCAAUCGGCAGAGUUCGUUCCCCUUCCAAGAUGCCUACCCUCAGCGACAUUGCAGCUCGGCUUAACCGCGAUAGAGAAUCGUCGACGUUGAACGGCAGCUCGCCCAUGAAGCAGCCGAGACUGGAGCUGACGGGGCGGAUCACGAGCUCGCCCAAGCCAGCUCAGCUAGGUGAACGUAGCAACGCUAUCAACUUCGAAUCUCCGUCCAAGACAAAUGUAGCAGAUGAUGAGAGACGGAUGUUGUCGCAUACGUCCCCGUCGAGGGUGCCGUCCUCUGGCGCAAGCUCGCCUAUAAAGCGCAUGCUCGCAAAGGGUCUACCGAGCCUGGAAGAGAUUCAAGAUCGGAUGUCUAGAAAGGGCUUGACUUCCGGAUCCAGACCUUCUUCGCCAACCAAGCCGCUUAGUUUCGAGGAUCAGGUCAAGUCAACAGAAGGCGUGAAGCCCUCCACUCCGACCCUGGCACCUCAGCCGUCGAGCGUUGAGCAAGAGACACCAGUGAUGCAAGCAGCAAAGCCUGCGCUGACUAUCUCGACAAAGAGCCCGAGUAGCGGCGCUACUGUCAAGCUCAAUCACCCUCUUCCUCCUUCUCCAGCCGCAAGACCCGCCACUCAUCCGCUGCAGCACGAAUGGACGCUCUUCUUCGACACACGUUCAGCAGCCGCUCCCUCUACGCCCACCCUUGCACCGCCAGCGAGCCCACUUGUGCAGCCCUCCACUCCGACGCAAAGUGCCUCGUCGUGGGAGGCCAAUCUGCGCUGCAUCGGCGCGUAUACAACCGUCGAGGCGUUCCUCUCUUGCUUCGCCAAGCUACGCCGACCAUCGCAACUGGAGCGUCACUCGUCCUACCACUGCUUCAAGGACGGCAUCAAGCCCAUGUGGGAAGACGCUCGCAACGCAAAUGGCGGCAAGUGGACGUUGACGUUCCGGCAGCGACAUCCAGCUCUGGUGGAUCGAAGCUGGUUGUGGUUGGUGUUGGGGCUGAUCGGAGAGGAGAUGGAUGAGGGUGACGAGGUGUGCGGAGCCGUUUGCAGUGUCAAGCCGAGAGGCGAUAGAAUUUCGCUCUGGGUGAGAGACCGUAGUGAUGUGGACAAAGUCAACCGCAUCGGCAAGAAGUUGGCUUCGCUAUUGGAGGUGGAGAAUGAGCCGGGAGUGACGUUGGAGUUCAGCGCUCAUUCGGAUCGAUCCGAGCAGAAGCUGGAGGGUUUGUACAGCUUGCAGAACCCCACGCAGAUGGUGAGGACUCCGACGAUGGGGUCCGUUGGUGACAAGCCGAUGCUCAGCCCCGGCGUAGGAACGAGGUCCGGAACCAGUCCCACUUCUCCUCAGACCAGAACAUUCGGCCGCCAAUCGAUCAGCCCUAAUCCAAGCUCUGCGGCAGAACCCUUUGCCAGACUCAACGGUCAACAGCAGAGUUCGAGCUGUGGCGGCAUGUUCAGUAGUCGCUCCCCUGCACCUCCCUCUCCUUCGACCAUGGCCCCACCAACGUCUGUUGCCGGCGGUACACUCGCAAGGCGGCGAAGGCGCUUUCAGCUGGAGAAACUCGACAGCGAGCAGGAACAGCAGCCCUCAACGUACGCAUGCAAGGGACGGUGCGAGGUCGAGGAGCACUUCGCCUUUCAAAGCCAUUGCAAUUAG
Pseudozyma hubeiensis SY62 is the source of this 1692-nucleotide messenger RNA. RefSeq names its product eukaryotic translation initiation factor. Gene Ontology annotation, cellular component: eukaryotic translation initiation factor 4F complex. NCBI's taxonomy places the organism in Eukaryota, Fungi, Basidiomycota, Ustilaginomycetes, Ustilaginales, Ustilaginaceae. Gene Ontology annotation, biological process: translational initiation. The transcript has 3 exons. Bases 1 to 1692 code for a protein of 563 amino acids. Gene Ontology annotation, molecular function: translation initiation factor activity; RNA 7-methylguanosine cap binding. The record is from RefSeq and is a predicted model, not a curated record.